Molecule: messenger RNA, 21255 nt
Organism: Spirodela intermedia
Lineage: Eukaryota; Viridiplantae; Streptophyta; Magnoliopsida; Alismatales; Araceae
Source: the annotation of a GenBank genome assembly
AUGGAUGAUGUAUCCUCAAGUGGGUCUCGCUUUAAACGAAUACCACGUCAACCAUGGGCCUCAAAUCCUGAGCUGAAUUCAUUGGUUUGUUUCUUUCUCUUGUUACCUUGGGAUAACAAUUUUAUUUCGAAAAGAUGUAAAUGCAAUUGCAUUUUUGGAACCCAGAAAUCGUUUGUCUUUUGGUGAUGGUUUUUUAUUUUGCUGAGAAACUGGGUUUCUGAUGGCUCUUGGAAUACCCAUACAAUCAUCUCCAUGGUGUAUCCUGAGAUGGUGAAAAUCACACUGUAACCCCGACCCGCUUAGAAUAGAGUACUGUUAUCGCUCAAACACUGUAGGUCACUCUCGUUGUAAUAAUGCUACGCUUUCUGUUAAUCAAAGCCAUGGUAUCUGAUUGUAUGUCUCAUUCUGAAUGAUGUAUGGCAUUUCAUGAAAUCUUGGGCACCGUGUAUAGAGAUUCGGUCAUUCAUAUCUGAUGUUAAUGCUACAGUAAUUGCCGCUGCUUCCCAAUGUAUGCGAUUUUUUUUUGAGUAGCAAUUAUCAUGCCUCACCAUGUAAUCUGAGAGAAGUAGUGACAUUCUUUAUUACGAGAACAAGCCAAUCCAUAUGUAGGCAAUAUCUCUAUAUAGAAACUCACCACAUUAAAGUCCUCACUUUUUUGUGGAGAAGCCACUUCCUAGGCUCGAGGGAUCAUCUAGUGUCCAAUACCUUCAUCUUCAUCAGUAUCAGGGGUCAGAGAAAGCCUAGAAUCCGCUAGUUCUUGAGAUGAGUGGCUUAUUUUCCGUUUGAUUUCUCUUUCUUCAUAUAUGGAUGCAUAUUAUACGCCAAUAUCUACAUGGGGAAAUUAUGAUUCUCCUUAGGUUUUGUUUUUUUAAAACUGCUGAAGCAGAGAAGUAUGUGUCCUGUGCCUAUAGAUAGCUGAUUAUAUAUUCUGCGAACACUUUGGCCACUGCUUUUGGUAUUCAUGCAAUACUUUUUGCCUUUCUCAAUCCAUGUUUUACUUCCAGCUAAACGAAAAUUUGGAGCAGUGGCCCCACCUGAAUGAGUUGGUACAGUGUUACAAGGCUGAUUGGGUGAAAGAUGAAAGCAAGUAUGGCCACUAUGAAAGUGUUGGAUCUGUACCAUUUCAAAGCCAGAUAUAUGAAGGUCCUGAUACUGACAUUGAAACAGGUGAUGUAGACACAGCAGUGUGAUGAUCUUUAUUAUUUAUUUGUUUUCUGAACAUGGAUACAGUAGACUUUGAUUAAAUAUUAGAGCUCGCAUGAGUAAUCUCUCAACUAGAUAAAACCCUCUACAAGAGCAACUGUCCUAAAAGUUCAGUCUGUUCUCAUUCCAAAUGUCCCAAACAUGCGAGAAAAUCUACCGAGCUUAUCAGUCGCCACACUAAUCUCGGAAUCUGCCAUGAACUUCGAGUUUGUUUAGAGAAUAAAUCUAAUUUGAAAUAGAGGACCAAUCAGCAAGUGAAAUGAUGAUUCCUCCCCUCAAAUUUUGACUGGUAGUUGUCGCUUUGAAAAAAAUAUGUAUACAUUUUUUUUUCUAUCCUUUGCAGAAAUGCAGCUGGCAUGUGCAAGGCAUCCCAAGGCUGAAGAUACUACUGAUGAUGACAUUCCCAGCACCUCAGGCAGACAAUCCUCGGUAGCUAUGCCCUCCUAUUUGACAUUUUUAAUGAUAAUUUUGUUAGUCCUGGUUUUUUUUUAAUGUUUUCGUUUUUCAACUUCAGCUGUUUAAUCCUCAUCUUAGAGUUUGAUAAGUUUCCAAGAUUGAUUUCCUUCAAUUAUCGUAUGGGGUGGCGGUCUAGGUUUGGUGUUAAGUUCAUCUUGGUCAAGCCAUCCAGAUCUUGAAGAUUAAUGAAAACUACAGAAAAAAUAGAGGAGAGGGUAGUAGAGUGGAAAAAAGAGCAGAGGCUAGAGGUAAAGACCUUAUAGGCUAGUGGUGUAAAACAGUAACAUAGCAAGGGGAACGCAUCUCUGGGCAAAGGGCAAUUCCUCGGACACAAACACCUCCAUUGGUUUCUUCUCUUUUUGCUUUUCUGAGGGCUGGGCUACCCCCAGUUCUUUCUGUUUUUUACCAAUAGAGCAGUGGUAUUUUAUGUGCUAGUAAUUUAAAAACUCGUUUAUGAAAAACUUAUUAGUCAUGAUGUCAAGGGAAUAGCCUCCCAAUCUGCAUAUGUUAAAUUUGGAUAUGUUAGUCACAUUUAAAAUGCGUUGCCUUCAGAAUUACGUUGAAGGAGAGUAUGGAAAUGGUGUCGUGAAACUCCACUUUCUGUUGUAAAUUGAAAAUUUUCUGUUAAUUAUGUAUUGUUUCUUUUCAUAUGUAUAUUUAGACUCUUCCGUGAGCUUCAAACAUAGGCCACAUUUUCAAUGGUGAAGUAGGGGCAUACUGAUGAUCGUGGUUUACCAUUGAUUAAAAUUAUACUCAUCAUAUAAAUAGAUUUAGGGGAGUCAUCUGUAACCGAGCAUCUAUCUCCUAUCUUUAGCCUCUCCUUUCAAAUAUUUUCUCAUAAGCAUGCCUUUAUGUUUUUUUUUGAUCUGGACUUCUUCUCAUUUCAGUAGUUUUUUGUCAAUGAUGUUCUGUUCUGUCUAUUUGGCAUGUGCUCACUGUACUCUUUUACUUCUGUGAUCCCAGCAUUUUGGUGAGUCGCCUUUACCAGCAUACGAGCCUUGCUUUGAUUGGGAAACUGAAAGAUCAAUGAUUUUUGGACAAAGGACUUCAGAAAUUCAUCCUUUUCAAUAUUCGAGGUUAUGAUUGUCUUAUCUCAAAAACGUGCCUACUAAAUGUUCAAGUGUAAUUGGCAUUAUAUUUCCCUUCACAGAGUUUUCUUGUUUAAGUGGGCAGUCAAUAAAUCAUUCAUGUUCUAAUUAUCUUAACUAUCUUUCAGCGGAUUGAAGAUAUCGGUAAAGGUUGUAUCUUUAUCAUUUCAAGCUGGACUUGCUGGUGAGUGCUUUAUUUCUGCUAUACAUUCAAGGUUUCACGUUAAAGGUUCCACCUUUUUCAGUUACAAUUCUUGGUAUCCUCCUUGCUGAGCAAUUUUUUUUACUUUUAUUUUGUUGUAGAGCCAUUUCAUGGGACCAUUUGUUUAUACAAUAGGGAUAGAAGAGAGAAAUUGUCAGAGGACUUCUACUUUCAUGUGUUACCGACGAAUGGGCUGGAGGUAUGUUGUCAAAAAAAUACCUCAUCUCCUUCUUUUUAGUAAAGUUAAUCUCUUUCAGCUUUUCGUUUGCUCUGAGCUCUCUGACUGUGUUCUUAGCUUCGAAAGCUUGAUCUGCAAGGCCCGUGUCUACAUGCUAUUGGAAUCAGUUGUGACAAUCCCUCUUUCUUUCGGGGGUAUAUUUAAGGGCUAAAUCAGUCAAUUGCCUGCCAAAGUGACCCAGCCCGUCCUCUCGGACAGGGUUCAAUAAGGCAUGGGUUGCCACUUGCCUUCUCUCCCGAUCUGGAAUGAAUCAGGCCAUCUCGGUACCUGGUCUGAUGACGAGUAAAAUGCAUAAGCAUGCAUUCUUAACAUUGUUAAAGAUAAAACCAUCAAUCAUAAGCAUUUUCUUUGAAAUUGUAUUCAACCAACUCGACUUAAAAGCAGCUACAGGAAUGAAAACGAACAUAAUUGGAAGGAACAGCUCAGGAGGAAAAAUUCUCUGGAUGUGUUAUAUGAUGUUAUUGAAAGAUUCCUUUCUGUUUGCUCUGUCUCCAGGCUAAUUUGCUAUCAGAACACCGCGGCAUUUUUUCCUUAGAUGCUCCAUCACCAUCAGUCUGUCUACUUAUUCAACUAGAGAAGGCAGCCACAGAGGAAGGCGGGGUUAACCCAUCUGUUUAUUCUCGCAAAGAACCUGUAAGUUUAGUUUUACUCUUUAUCCUUUAAUGCCAUACUCUUCAUUUGAAUGUCACUUGAUGCAUUAUCAAUAAUGUAUUUUUUGUUAAACAUACAUUUUUAGUAAAAUGCUUACCACUUAUUCUAAAAGCAUGCUGUAGUUCUCUUUAUUGGACUGCUUUAGUGUUUGUGGAAGAUUUAAAUGAGGAUUACUUUUGCAAGAACACAAGUAAUAUGAUUGUUACCUGUCUAAGAUUCUAGUUUCGUGAAGUCUAAUCUUCAGUUUAUGUCGAGGAAUUUCUGAAAUUUUCUCGACAAAAUUUUAAUGCCAGUGUGCUGUUUUUAAAUAGGCGCUGAAUUGAUACUGAAUAGCUUAAAACGGCAGCAGCUAUUCUGUUUGGUUGUCAAUGGAUAAGUUUCUUACUAUGAUCCAACAUUAAUUGUGAUUUUGUGAAACUAUUUCAUGGUCUCACUAACUUAUGGAAUGUAUAUACCUCUUUUCUGUGUGUUGCAUAUUUUUGUACGUAUCGCUGAGCAUUUAAAUCUCUCGUCCUUGUUUGCUCACAACCGUUAUCUAUAAUAAUCUGACGGUUCUCUGCCUCUUUCUUUCCUUGUCAGGUUUGUUCAUUAUUCUAUUCUCUGUUGUUUAUCACCUUUAUAUUGUAACUUAUAUUGUGAACAACAUGGAUGAAAUUGGGGUUGAAUAAAAGCCUAUAUCUUUAUUCCACCCAUUAAGUUCCAUUUUGAUGGAUGCCGAUGGUAGGCUGUGGAUGAUAAUUAAACAUGUGUAAGUACUAGGAAGUAGCUGUGAAAGAUCAUUUUUGGGAAUGCAAUUGCGAAAUAUGGUGGGUUUAACGUGCUCUGGGUGGUUCUAUCAUCUUUUGGGGCUUUAUAGCUUAGUGCACAUCGUGCGUAGAUUAUUGCCAUUGCAUGGGGUUUUGAGAGUUGGUUGUUUCACAUACGUAUGAUAACUUUUUUUUUAAAUACUUCAUGAAUAUGCGACACUAUCUACUUAAGAAAAGAAAGCAAGCUGCUUUUUGGAUUCAUGGCGUACUGUUAAUCAGUCUAUAAUAUAGUUGCCUUAAAUUUUCUUAUCAAAAGUCGUUGGGAAAUGGUAGUAUCGUUCCUGUCAUAAGAUGGUAGUUGUUUCUAUCAUAUUUAGGGGAAUGUUACUGUGGUUCAGGAGCAAUUAUUUUUACCCUUCGAUUUUCUUGUAAUUCACUUUGUUGUCAACUUUAUAUGAUUUGAAUAAGAGAAACUACUCCCAAAUUUGGCAUAUUUUCAGAACCACUAUGUUUCAUCAUCUGGAUUGCUGGAAUCAAUUGAAUACUCAUGCAGAUUGUUUCAUGUUAACAGGUACUGUUGACAGAGAGGGAAAAACAGAAACUUGAGGUUUGGUCUCGAAUCAUGCCUUACAGGGAGUCAUUUGCUUGGGCUAUUAUUCCAUUAUUUGAAACCGGCAGUUAUUCAGCCAUUGGUGGAGUUGGCUCCCCAAGCAGUCCUCUUACCCCCAGUAUUUCGGGCUCAAGUUCCCAAGAGACUGCUGGUGAACCUGUUGCAAAAGCAACUUUGGAUGGAAAGUUGACGCAAUAUUCUAAUGGAAGCCCUAUUCUCGUUGAAAUAUCAAAUUUGAACGCGGUUAAGGAAAGCUACACUGAGGACUCUCUUCAGGUGUUAUGGUUAUCCCUGCACCAUCUCUGCUGAAUGCCACGUCACUUUUCUUCUGAGAGUUUAAACUUCUUAUACAUUUGUGUACUGAUUCCUUUAGUUUCUCUGGUGUCCAUAUUAUAUAAUAAUUAACAGGGGAUUUUUCAAAGUUUUUGAUAGUUCAUUUUAAAUCGGAAUGAACGUGAUGACGAUUUGUCUACGUUGAUAAUUCUUAUCUUAUUAUGAGAAAGCUUGGAUGAGCUGCAAGCUUUCUCAGAUUUGAAUUGAAUAAGCACAAAAACAUGUAGCCUAAAUGGAAAUGGAGAACAUUGUCCACUUGGUUGUCCAAAUAUGGAUCCUCAUUAUUGCCAAUUUCAUCGUGGUUACAUGCUUAAUUCUAAGCUUUCUUCAGAUUCCACUGGUUCUUCAUAUACAAUUUGGCGACUCUAUGUCAUGCUAUUAUUGCCCCGGAACUUCUACAAUUCCUGCUUGCCUAUUCUUUAGGAGUGUCAGGUUUAGGUUGCAUUGUAGCCCAGAAUGUUGAUAAUUUAGUGUGUCAGGAGAACCUAUAUUUUCAUGAUGGCAGAAGUGAGCCUUGGUUUGAAAGAGUGUUUGUUGUUAUUUGGGUUCUUCGAUGCAAAUAUUUUACCUCUGUCACAGUCCUCUGGAUCAUUGCAUUUGCUUCUAUGCUUCCAAAAUUCAGCGUCUUUUCUUUACUCCCACUGUUAUAGAUGUACGUGCUUUAGGGCCUUGCCUGUAGUUUUUUCUGUAUAUUAUCGAUCUUUUUCUUUUACAUUCCAGGUGUUAACUCUUUCUAUGCCAUUUGAUAACAUCUGCUUCUAUUGGCGAGAAAAAACUUAUGUUUGAGUUAGGGUUCGCAUGAUUUUCUGUAGCUAGUUGAGAUUGUGCAUAUUGAAUGACUCAGAUGGGCAUGAACACCAAGAAUUAGUACCCAUGUACGUUAACUGUUUUGGUGUUUAUUGAAGACAUUCGCUAAUUUCAUGAUUUCCUGUGAUUGUUAGGUUGGUUAAUUUUCCUGAUGUCUUUCUAUAUUCAAAUAUUCUAUAAACCAGCUUUCUUUUAUGACUCAUAGGAUCCUAAAAGGAAGGUCCACAAGCCUGUAAAAGGUCUACUGAAGUUGGAAAUUGAAAAGCUUCAAGCAGACCUUAUUGAUGCCGACAACAUGUCUGAAAGUGGCAGUCUAACCAAUGGUUCAAUUGACAUUGGGGAUCGACCUGGUAAUCCUGCCUUUCUCAGGUACCCAAGUGGCACUGAUGGACCUAGGAACGCGAAUCACAGAAAUAAUGCUAUGGCUAAUGGAAAAGAGGUGAACCGGAACAGACUGAAUGGUACAGGAAAUUAUUGUGGCAUUACCACUGAUGUAAGCAGUUAAUGGUUUUAGAAUACUCAAAUUCGAAUUAAAUUUAUCUAUUCUGGUGUUAUGAUCUUGCUUUGCUACAUUUUGGAGCAUUAAAAUUACCGCAUUUUUUGAGAUGAGAGCUUACAGAAGUUUGCCCUUGUUCUGGAUUUUUUUCUUGCAAAACUUGUGGGCAUUCUGUAGUAGCGACUUUAAGUUAUUUUUUUAAUUUAAUGGAGUUUAACAAUGUGCAGAAGGGCAAUUCAAAAGGUGGACAAGUGACCUAUUUUCUACGUGUUAUCCAUGGUUUCCAUUUAAGAAGCAUGAAAUAUAAUGGUUAGGAAUUGUGAGGUUCAUAAUCAUUUUUUAGUUUUCUUUUUCUAUCUCACAGCCAUUCAUGCAUGUCAUGGGAUAUCAUGUGCAAAUAGUUUCGUAACAAUUCUAGUUCGAAUGUGGUGACAGAUCAUUAAAAUUUUCCGCAUGUACAUUGAGACACAUGGCUCGAAUUUUACUGAGGGUUCAUUCUUGGUGAAGCAGAACAGGAGCGUAAUUUAUGCAACUCUUUGCAGAGUACUUAUGCUGAUAUUUUAAGUGUUAUUUGAGACAUUGAUGGAAAUGAAAUCCCAUGGCCAUAAUUUUGAACGAGUAUUCUUUACGUGGGAAAGAUUUUGGUUUCCUUUUUUUUCCCGUAGGUAAGAAAUUCGUGUUGUUUCGCUAGAGACGCCCCAUCCUUUUCUCAUGUACUACCUCAUAACAGUCAUUAUUAAUUUAGACUCAUAACGCGAAACAUGAAUUUCUUCUUUUUCAUUUAGCAGUUCAUCACAGUUUAUUUAUAUUGCUGCCUUUCUUACCAUAUUCUUUGCACAAAUGUUCCAUAGUCCCGCUGAGAAAAUAUUUACGUUUUCUGACGCUCAAUUUUUUCUUAUAUUGACGUCUGAUGCUUGACCACUUCUAGCUAAUUUCAUUAACGACAGUCACAUGUGUGUGGCAGAUUCAUGUUUUUGAUUUUCGCACAAUGACAAGGAGCGAGCCAUUUUCACAACUUUUGCAUAGUCUCUAUGUAUACCCCUUGUCUGUUAAUUUGAGUCGGAAAAAGAAUUUGUUUAUACGAGUGGAGUUGAGAAAAGAUGAUGUUGAUAUCCGGCGACCACCCUUAGAAGUAUGUCCUUUUUCUGUGCUGGAUAUUUUGCAAUUUAAUUAAUGAAAUAAUCUGAUAGUUUUACUUUCUUCUUGGAAGUCUGUGUAUUCGAGGGAUCCAGAUGCAGCACUUCAGAAAUGGUCUCACACUCAAGUUGCUGUCAGUGCUAAGCUUGCAAGCUUCCAUGACGAAUUUAAAAUAUCACUUCCGGCUAUUAUGACUCCUCAACAUCACCUUUUGUUUACCUUUUUUGAUGUUGACCUUCAAAUGAAACUCGAGGCUCCAAAACCUGUAAGGACAAUUAGUCUUUCGGAUUGAUUCAGACGUAUUACUGUGUCCUUUAUCUUUUACUUUUCUGAUAAUUAUUCGGUUUACUAAUGCAUAAUUUUUAGUAUUAUUGAUCUUUUAACCAAUAUUUGAUUUUACAGGUGGUCAUAGGUUAUGCAGCACUUCCUUUGUCUACCCACGCUCAGUAUGUGUCAUUUCAUCAAAUCCGUCUUCCUUUUCUUCUAUUGUGUCGUCUGUGAAUUAGUUGGUUUUGGGCUAAAAAUUAUCUUGGUGUUCGUUAAAAAAAUGUUUCCUGAUUGGUCAAGCAUCAUCAUAACUAGUAUGUAAUCUUCAGUUCAUUGUUUGAGUGAGCUAUCAUUUAGAUCGAGUGAAAGUGGCUUUAAAACUAAAAUUAUAUUACAAAAAGUUUGAAGUAUCUAUCCAAACAUUGAAAAUCUGAAGUUCAGCUGUGGGGGUCAAAGGUCAAACAUAAGGAGUUUUUUGAGAUCCCUGUUCUCUUAAGUUCUCUUUAUGCUAAUAAUAGCAUAAUUCUAAAUAGGGAAAGUUCCUUAUUCUCAAUGUAUUCAUACUAGCAUGUCAAUUCCUAGUGCUAAAAAUCAAUUAAUCACCAGUAUUGAUAAUCUUUCAGGUAUGAACUCAAUCCACUGCUUAAAAAGGUUUUGAAGGUUGGCAAAAAACCCUAGGAGGAUAUGCAGAGAAAAAACUCGACUCGUAUUCACAUCUUAGAUAACUGUUAUAUACAAGUACCAGUGCCAUAACCAAGUAAACUACCUAACAACCAGGAAACGAACCAACAAAUUAGGAAACGAUCCAACCAACAAUCAAGCUCCCUAUUGUAUGUUCUUUCCUAAAGAUGAUAUUACUAACCUGUGAGACCAGAUGUGUUGACAAAUUCUUCUUUCUUUGGGCAGAGUUAUGCCUUCUAAGGUUCUAGUUAUUUUGUCAUAUGCUGGAAGCAGUGUGUGUUAAUUUUUUUCUUGGCUUUGUUACCCUUGUUGGCGGUAAUUUUUUGUGUUUUUGUUCCGUGCCCAUCCUCCUCUUGUUAUAAUCUUUAAUAUUUUCACUUGGACCAUAUUUUUAUUCGAGGGUGCUGUUAUUUGAAUUUGAUGAAAACGAAAAUGUAGAUUGGAUGGCGUUGAUGUAAGUAAAUUAUUGGAAUUUUCUUUUGUGUGCGUCAUAUUUUUUAGUUCAAAUCAUUGUGGCGUUGACCUGACCAAGAUUAUAUUUACAGGCUGCAAUCUGAUGUAUCUUUGCCUAUAUUUAGAGAAGUUGCUCCACAUUAUCUCCAGGAUGGUAGCAAGGUAUUGUUGUGUCAAUUAUGAACCAGUUUCCUGAGUCAAUAUCAUUUUAUUGCAUAUUCUUGCAGUUUUCCCAACUCAUUGUUUACAUUUACAUUACCAAAUCAUAGGGUAAUGUGUUUGCUAUCACCAUUGGCCAUUUUUAAUUUCUUCAAUUUCUGUUUAUAUAAAUGCGGGAACGUGCAUCAUAUACAUGUGUUUAAUAACAAAUCGACCGUGCAUCAUAUACAUGUAUAUUAUAUGGCGGCGACUUGUUUGGUUGUGAGAUCAAUUACCUGACAAUAAGAGUUAUUGCAUUGAUCUGUUUGCAGGAGAGGUAUUUGGAGGACGGAAAAAAUGUUUUUAAACUGCGUUUAAGGUUAUGCUCCUCAUUGUAUCCAAUCAAUGAGAGAAUCAGAGAUUUCUUCUUGGAAUAUGAUAGACAUAUGCUGGGAACAAGCCCCCCUUGGGGAUCUGAGCUUCUUGAGGUACUAAUUGUUACUCUUAUUUCUUUUUUUUAUUACUCAGUGCCUUCAAAUUAUUUAUGUCAUAUGCAUUGUAAUUUUUUAAUGGUUGCUCUUGCUGUUCAUCUGAUAUGUGUUUUUUCUGUCUAGAGUUUUCCUUGGAUAGCUAUUCCUCUAAAAUGGUUUCCUUCGUAGUGUGAUAUUGCAAUAAUACUUAUUUCUAUUUACUUCUUGUCUUCUAAGAUGCUUGCUGGUUACCCCAUGUAUGUUGAAUCAUAUCUGAUCUCGACGUGGUCAAAAUACCACCAACAUAUUUGUAGUUUCUGGCUUCACCUUGAUUGUUUCUAGCCUGGUUUUCAGUCUGGAUUCCUUAUCUAACCCAUUUCAGCUACUGUAGGGUUCAGCCAACGUAUUGAUGGAAAAUCGGACGAUUUUUUCUGCCUCUAGGGUCUGUUAAAUGAAAAGAUGAUGAAGAAGAGGGAAUAGUUUUUUAGUAAGAAAAGAGUUUCGAUAGAUUUUGGUGUCAUUACUUAAUGUCAGCCUGGAUGCACAAAUUUUUGGUGCGAAAUAGUGAAAAUGAUGCAGUGUAAAUUAUAGGAAUGCUAAGCAGAGGUGUGUAGGAUGGUAAGGUUUUUAUCAUAUUUGUGUGAAGGUUUUCCGUUCGAUUGUUGCUUACUUUCCAGCUGAAAAAAACGGCAUAUUUUCUACCUAGUGUGAAUUUAUGUUGUUUUCUUGCCCCUCACCUCAUUUGUGUAAAUUUUGCAUGAGUUUUAUAGGAAUUGUUUGCAUUUCAGAGCCACAGCAGAACUCUUGUUUUACUACUAAAAAUUGCAACAGAACGUAACACUUAUGCGGCUACAGAAUUUAUGCGAAAAAUCCAUGUAAAAUGAUCUCUCAUCUAGAGUCUAAUUAUCGUGUUCUACAUUGACCUUCACGAUUUGUGUCGGGUACAUCUGUUCAGUUAGGUAGAAUUCCCUUUGUACAUUGUGUAGACUCUUCAUUGGAUAGAACUAUGAUACUUGUUUAGAAAGUUCAGAGUUUGUGUAACAAAUACAUUAUUCUUCAAUUGUGCAGGCCAUCAAUAGCCUCAAGAAUGUUGAUUCAACUGCUUUACUACAAUUUCUCCAGCCGAUACUCAAUAUGCUCCUCCACCUCAUCGGUGAUGGUGGAGAAACUCUUCAGGUACUCUAAGGACUGUCCUUUUGUAGUUAUUUGACGAUAACCUGGUUUCCAGUUAUUAUUUUCUUGGAAGCAUCUGAUUGCUGACUCUUCAACAAUAUUUUUUAAAAUGUUCAAAAGAAUUAUUUCACUGUUAUCCUUCUAACUUUUUCUAAUUUUCAGGUUGCUGCUUUUCGUGCUAUGGUGAAUAUCAUCACUCGGUAUGUUUCUCAACCGCUGGAUUUUUAUAUAUAUAAGUCCAUGUACAUUGUCCCCAAUAACAACACCCCCCAGGCGGUUUUGUUCCGUUGUUGAUGGUAUAUAGGAAAAAUUUGCGGAACCAUAUCAUUUUGAUAUUUUUCCUUAUUUUCCUGCGAUCAUUUCUUCCAGUUGAGUUGUUUGAUCAUCCCUUCCACACUUUUGCAACAAAAUAGAUAUUGCAAUCAAGGAAGAGAAUAAAUCAAUCAUAUUUUGUUCAAAUUUGUGGUGAAGCCUGCGCUUUUGGUUUUUUUUCUUCACCUACUGACAUCUUGAAUGAAGUUAUUGCUUGUGUGCCGAGUUGCAGUCCGAGUAAUUGAAGAAAUUUUGUUCAUAACUUCGUUUUUCUGAUCCUUAGUUCCAUUGGUUGAGAUAAUUUGAUUUGACUUCUAAAAUAUUGUGCAAGAUGAAUGUAUAUAUAAAUCAGAACAGGAUUCGUCAGUAAUUAUAGUAAAGUACAAUAUGUGUAGUCUAUUUAUAUGGUUUUCUUAAUAUAUAACGAAAUUUGCGCUUUCUAACUGUUUCCCUUAACCUUGUAUGUUAUUAGUGUUUAUCUUGAAUUUAGAAGGAUAUAUGGUCUUUGUUAUUCUAUCAUUGACAUGCAUUCAAAUGUAAAUGUUACUAGCCACUGAAUGCUUAUCAUGGCUCACGGCAGAAAAUCAAACAUACUUAUCUGUGAACGUUUGGAUCGUUAUAAAAUUGUAAGGAAUGUAUUAUUUACAUUGUCAACAGCAUUGACAAAUACUCUAAUCUUCUGAAUUUUUGCAGGGUUCAGCAAGAAUCUUCUGAUAGUGCAGAAAGAAAUCGUUUUCUUGUUAGCUAUGUUGAUUAUGCAUUUGAUGAUUUUGGUGGUCGCCAGGCGACUGUUUACCCUGGUUUGUCCACCGUAUGGGGAAGCUUGGCUAGGAGUAAGGUAAAAGUUAUAUGUUUUCAUUGCUUCUUUGAGUCAUUGUCAUUGCUUAGUGUAUUGUCAUUACACAUUAGUCGGUUGUCUUUCCUCAGCAAGCUCUUUUCAUAAUGGCGUCUUUGUUUGACAUAAUGAAAAUUCUAUGAAUCAGAAAUUGGCCGACCUCUAUAAUCCUCCUGUAAUCCUUAUGAAUUGGAAUUCGUCAGAAUGACCUCAAAUCGUAUUAUUUUGUAAGAGUUCAACACUGAAAAUUGUUGGAGUGAAUUCACUAAAAAAGAAAUGAGUAAUGAGAACAAGGGACCUGGAAUCACAUAAGAUGAAGAAUAUGGAAUGUGGGGAUAUAGAAAAAAAGAACAAUGACAGAAACUCCGACUCGCUUGUUGCUAUCAGGCUUAGCUUCUGAUGACUACAGUUGUUGGUGUUUACUUUAUUUUUCUUCGUUUUAUUGCUGAUCCUUCUGGUUAAUGAUGGCAACCAGUAGAAGCACUUACGCCCAUUGGUGGUGACCUCAAAUAUGGGACCAGGGAAAUAGCCAUUGGCACAUAGGAGUAAUUUAAUGGCCAUUGGGACAGGAGAAACAGAAGAAACUUACCAAAGUGACGCAUUUUUAACAGUAUUUUUCAACAACAAUUUGAACUUAUAGCCAUCGUCCUAACGUGGAACUGAUGAUAUACCCUCAGUGUUUAUAGCUUUAACAUGGCAAGCAAGAAGUGGAAAACCCUAACCAUGUACCACUGGCUAGAUAUUCAUUCCCCUUGGAAGGGUUAGACAAUUGCCCAUCGAGCCUAUGCUUGUUUGAAAUUUCCUUGUGGAGUUACAAAAGCUGACAUCUGAAGUAGGGUGCGACAUCACUUUCCAGCUUGACAGUUUGUCAAAAUUGAGACAUUGAUGUGGUCAGAAAUUCAAAAAGUGCCUGCUGCAUUAAGAAGGAACGCAUUCUGGCAAUAAACAUAGAUGCUGCAGUGGAGAAAUAUUCUGCCUGUUUACCUACACCUGUAAAGAAACCAGUAUCUUUGUUCCUUGAUGAGUGUGAUUUCUAUGUAAUACUGCAUUUCUUUAUCCUAUUGUACAAUUGUUUUUAGUUUUAAAUUUUUUCACUGUAGCUUGUCCAAAUUUCCCUUCUCUUGACAUGAACUUUUUAGUGUUUCUUUUGCCAACAUUUUGACCGUUUUCAAAAAAGGUUGCCUCCUGAGUGAGGGAAUAUUCUCAUAUUGUCUGACUUCCGAUCUGCAUAAUUAGGAAUACGAUUUUUCCCUAUGUUAUACAUAACCCUGUUGUUUUCGUGUGACUUAUUGCAUGCAAAUGUUAUGGUCUGUUGUGCAGGCGAAAGGCUAUCGUGUUGGACCAGUUUAUGAUGACGUGUUGGCAAUGGCAUGGUUCUUCUUGGAGCUUAUUGUAAAGUCAAUGGCACUUGAACAGAACCGUCUUUGCUGUGAUAAUGUUCCUCUAGGUAUCUGGGACGUGCAGAAUUAUUCUGUUGCAUGUUAGCUCGAAAAUUAUUUCUAUCGGAACUAUGAUAGUGACGCUUGUUUGGAACAAAUGGAGAUACCAUGGACGCUUGUUUGAAAUAAUUUUAAAGCUGCAUUGAUAAGCAUCACGUUACUAAAUACUUAUGCCGAUUCUUCAUUAAACUCUAUAAAUAAUGCUGCUUUUCGUCCCCGUGCUUUAACAGGUUUAUUUAUGGUUUAGGUGACAAACUUUUUGUAUUUCAUUUUGAUGAAUCAUAUGAAAUUUUUAGAAUUAAUAACGUAUACUUUUCUCUUCUCUUGCAAUAGAGGAGUUUUCUAAUGUUACUUGUAUGUAUCUGUAUUUAAUCUGAAUGUGUCACGCUUCUUUGCAGGGGAAGACAUUCCACCAUUGCAGUUGAAGGAGGCUGUUUUCAGGUGUAUCACGCAGUUGUAUGAUUGUCUUCUGACGGAGGUACAUGAGCGCUGCAAAAAGGGAUCAAGCUUGGCAAAGCGAUUGAACAGCAGUCUGGCGUUUUUCUGCUACGAUCUUUUGUCUAUCAUAGAGCCACGCCAAGUUUUUGAACUGGUAAACGUCAUUAUAUUUGACACUAUAAUGCACGCGUUUCUCUUUCAUUUUAUAUUUCAUUAAAAUAGCAUCUGCUCUAGACUGAGUCUUUUGUUUUAGUUUCUUGAGGAUAUAUGGUGAGUCUAACAGCCAAUAAAGGAUUCUGUUCAUUUCUGAGGUGUCUUCGUGCCCUUGAAGUGACCACCCCCUUAAACAAAGAACGUCACAUUUGUGUACAGCUGUCAAUGCUAUUCAAACUUAAAUGGCGAGAGUUUAUCUUUUGUUUCCUCAAUGGCUGUGCUUUUUUUCAGCAUGAGGUUAGCACCAUUUUUUUAUAAUUACAAUCCCUAGAGUGUGAGAACCUGUACCAUAGAUUAGCAUGUAUCUUUUGCUUGUUAAUAAAUAGGUGAAUUUUCUCAUGAAGAGAAUUCGUCUGCAAUCCCUUUCUUUCAUGAAAACAAUACAGUGACAUAUCUCACAAAAAUUGUUGGUAAGAGUGCACAAAUUAUAAUCCUAAUUGUAGAGGAAUAUUUUGCUUAAUCUUUGGGCAGAUAAACUCUCUGGUCGUGGAUACUGAUAAAUUAAGGACAAUUUGGAUCGUGAUUAUAUUGUGAUGGUUAUGAGAUUGCUAAUGCCGGGAUUGCUAUUUUAAAUCAGUAGUUGUCCUGAUUCUGAGUUUAUGUUUAUCAUGCCCACCUCUAUUUCUCUUCUUUUUUUUGUUUUUUUAUGCACAAUCUGACAUUUGUGAUGCAGAAUUUUUAGUAGUUGAAGUUCCAUUAUUCUCUUAUGAAAACUAAUCGCCACAACUGGAUUAUUUUCUAAAUUUUAAAGGGAUUCAAUUCAAUUCAAUUUUAUGCAAUAAGAGACAUGAAAAACUUCGCUUUAUUGCAUAUUUGCAGGUUUCCUUAUACAUGGACAAGUUUGCUGGUGUUUGUCAAUCUGUUCUGCAUGACUGCAAGCUUACGUUUUUACAGAUAGUAUGUGAUCAUGAUCUGUUUGUUGAGAUGCCAGGAAGAGACCCUUCAGAUAGGUACAUAAAUAAAUCUGACUGAGUUUCGUUGCUCGACACAAAUUGGUAUUUUCCCCCUUGGAAAGAUCACUUUACGGAUUAGAUAUAUUCCGAAUUGAUUAGAUUUGUCCAUGCUUCCUGAUUUGUAACACAGACAUGAGCAUGUGUCUUUUCUCGGUAUGCAUUUAGGGUAUGCUAAUCAAGGACUUCUAUGCAGCUGACAUAAUCAGAUCUAAUACCCUGAAAAUUUACUCAUAAGCAUGGAUCCAGGUCAUCAGGGACUUCCCGUGUAAUAUAUAAUCAGCCAUUUAUGCUCUCAUAUGCCAUUAACCCUAUGAACUUUCGGUAGGUAACUUUUAUCGUUUAAAUUUUUGCAUCAAUAUUUUUACUUUCUAUAUAUAGAACCAAAGGUACCACAAAGCCACUGAAUAUCUACAGCAACCUAACAACAUGUGGAACAUUAGAUAUGAAGCUAGGAAAAUAAAAAUCUUUAGCCUGUUUAGUUGUGUAUUUCUCAUGGUGUAUGGGUUUUCAUGUAAUGAUGACCAUCUCCUUGUGCACUAGAAUCUACAUGGAUUUAGUUACUGUGAAUUACAAAGUCCUAUUUUCAGGAUCAAAGUUCAUUGUUUAAACAUAAUUUCCCUUUUUCAGGAAUUAUCUUUCAUCAGUAUUAAUUCAUGAGCUUUUUCUCACCUGGGAUCAUGAUGACUUAACACAACGGGCUAAAGUAAGUCAUUCGCUCCUGCUUAUUGAUGUGUAGUCUUGAUUACGUUAGUUUUCGUUUUAUCAACGGUAUAAUUUGUUUUCACUGAGUUGUCCUUUUGACACAAAGAUGCUGUUAGUUUGAUGACAACUACGUUCUGUGUUUUGCUAGGCUGCUCGAAUCUUGGUGGUCCUCAUGUGCAAACAUGAAUUUGACUCUCGUUACCAGAAGCAUGAGGACAAACUAUACAUCGCUCAGUUAUAUUUUCCUCUGAUAGAGCAGGUACAGUUCUGUUGAAGUUUUAGGAUAGAAUUCUAGUCGUGAUUGGGAUUUUCUUGAAAGUUAGGUGAUUUAUAGCACUAAUUUCUACUUAGCAAAAUAGCUAGUAGUUUUACCACAAGAGGCUCAGAAGAGGUGUGGUGCUUCUUGAACCGGCAAUGAUUAUGUGUUCAUGAUUUCAACCUAAAAAAUCCUUUCUUCCUCAUGUAGUCAUACUCAUGUAGACAUGUGGUGUUUCACAUUCUUCUAGCUUUAUUUUUUUGUUCAGUCUAUUUGUACUCUAUAUAUAAGUAAUGCCCCAUCAUAUCUAUUCGUCUCGUUCUCCUUUUGGAAUAUCAAUCCUGUUCUUUGCUGGAAAUAGCUGUAUGUGGUCAUUAUGACAAAUUUAAGUGCUUCUGUGCUGAAUUCUAUAUUUAGUAAUGUUUCAACGAACACUUGGGGGCAUCACACUUCAUUUUAUAAUUUCUUUUAAAAAAAAUUCCCUCAAUGUAAAUUUAUUUCUUCUACUUUUCCAGAUACUCGAUGAGAUGCCGGUCUUCUACAACCUGAAUACAGUUGAAAAGCGCGAGGUCUUAAUCGUCCUUUUGCAAAUCAUACGCAACCUGGAUGAUGCAUCUCUCAUCAAAGCGUGGCAGCAGAAUAUUGCGAGGACGAGAUUAUUUUUUAAACUCUUAGAAGAGUGUCUUAUUCUUUUUGAGGUUAGUGCGCUCAAGGCUCAUCACAUGCAUCAUUUUUGUGCUGACUAAAGCCUAUAAUGGCGUGUCAAUAUAAGCCUUUGAUAGGUAGAAUGGACGUAAUCAUGAUUCAUAGCUGGUAUCAGGUUUUUAGAGAUCGUGCAAGGGCCUUCCAAAUCAAUCAAUUUUUCAAGCUUAGUGGAUUAGUGCUAAUAUAAGAUCUUCUUUUAAAUUAGACUUCGAAAAAUGUCGAGACACUCAUAAGCCGAUUGGUCAACCUCUCCAAAGUAAUGUGCGUCUUUGAUCCUAUCUUGCAGCACCGGAAAACAGCUGAUAGCAUGCUAGUAGGCUGCAGUUCCCGCAGUCCUGAUGCAGAAGGAUCAACCUCUCCAAAGUAUUCCGACCGGCUUUCCCCAGCAAUAAAUGCAUACUUGUCUGAAGCUUCUCGGCAAGAAGUCAGAGUAUGAUUGCUAAUUUUUUGUGCCAAUUUGAUAAAUAUGAAUGGCCAUGAUGCUAUUACAUUUGCUAUAUCCUAUAAACCUUGACCAUUUAGUAAAUUUCGGAUGAGCUUAAAAUCAGUGGAAAAGAGGAGCAACUUAGAUUGUAGAUUGGAUGCUUCAUAAUCACUUCGCUAUAUGUGAAGUGAUUAUGCCUGAGUGAAAUGUCUACCCUUCCUUAUCUCAGCUUAUAUUUACUUUCAGGCAUACAUAUAUUGGUUGACCUCACCGUGUUCAAUUGUCAAACUUUUUGUCAUCCUUUUUGUCAUCCUUUUCUGAUAUUAUUGACAACUUUCAUUUCCAAACUGUUGGAUGUAGAACAAAGGGACACCAUACAACUCGUAGAUACAGUUGCCUAGCGGGUAUAACCCUAGUCUUUGUGGCAUAUGCUAGUUGACUGUGCUAUAUUCGGUUGUAGUUCUCUACUUGUACGUAUGUUGAUAACCGGAAGGGGGGGGGGGGAGAGAGAGAAAGAGGUAAGAAAACAAUUUCAUGUAUAUACCGCAUGAUAGAUGGGUUGAAGGCUGUAGCGGGGAGUAGGCACUGGGGAAAAGUUGGCAGGUUGCAUCGUUCUCUCAUAAAGGAAAGAAUUUCCGCAGCAGGCCGGCAACAAACAGAUCGUCAUUGAAUGAAUAUGCCUAUUAAUUUUUCUCAGUAACUUUUCUGACGAUCUUCAAACAGGCUAAUUACAUAUUUCUCCCUUAGUUAUUCGUAUUCUGUGACUGAUUAACGCGUAAUUAUGCAUGCUAUUGCCUGUUUAGUUGAAAGAUCAUUCUUUUUUUUUUAAAACCUUAAUUAACUGUUAUUUUUCCGUCCAUUAGCCACAAGGAACACCAGAGAAUGGAUAUUUGUGGCACAGGAUUAGUCCUCACCUUGGCUCUCCUACACCACCAUACUCAUUAAGGGAAGCUCUUGCUCAGGCUCAGUCAUCUAGAAUUGGUGUCUCCACUCGAGCAUUAAGAGAGUCUCUUCACCCUAUGCUCAGACAAAAACUGGUAGAGUAGUCUUCUCCUAUAGUUUUCAUUUUUUCUUAUCGGUUCUAUGAGCUCAGUUUUCUAAGUAUUUGUUCAGGAACUUUGGGAAGAGAAUCUCAGUGCCGCUGUGAGUCUCCAGGUCUUGGAGAUGACCGAAAAAAUUUCAGUGGCUGCAGCAUCCCAUGCGGUCACCACUGAUUAUGGCAAGCUAGACUGCAUAACUUCCAUAUUUAUGAGCUUCUUCUCCCGAAGUCAAUCGCUAGCCUUUUGGAAAGCUCUGUUUCUUGUGCUCAACAAUAUCUUCAGUCUCCAUGGGGCGACUCUCAUGGCACGAGAGAAUGACCGAUUUUUGAAGCAAGUCGCCUUUCAUCUCCUACGGCUUGCAGUCUUUCGCAACGAGUCUGUCAGAAGAAGAGCGGUUCUCGGGCUCCAGAUUCUCGUGCGAGUAUGUUCCCCUCGUCGAUCUUUCUCUCACGACCAUUGCUUGCCCUGCUGCUGCUCAUCCUAAUUUACUGUCCUUGGAAACUUGUGCAGAAUUCCUUCCGUUACUUCACGCACACAAUGAGGCUGAGGGUCAUGCUGACAAUUACACUGUCGGAGCUAAUGUCCGACGUACAAGUGACUCAGAUGAGAUCUGAUGGAUCUCUGGAAGAGAGUGGAGAGGCUCGGCGUCUAAGAAGAUCACUGGAGGAAAUGGCAGAUGAAGUGGGCAGCCCCGCCUUACUAAAAGCUUGUGGAGUUCCUCAGAAUGCCCUCGAGGUCGUUCCCGAGGGUUCAGCCGACAACCGUUGGUCCUGGCCAGAGGCCAAGCAUCUCUCCGACAAUCUGAUCCAAGCUCUUGAUGCAGGCCUGGAGCACACGCUUUUGGUAAGAGAUCCCAUCCCUCCCCAUCAAUCCAGUUUUGCGGCUCUACUAGUUUGGACGUGAAUGGUAACUAAUCGCCUGCCUGACGAAUGGAUAUUGCACUUAGCACAUCAACCGUUUAGUUUCGUGAUCAUUACAUCAAUACACUUGCCAUGCUGAAACAUAGUUGACGGACAUGGCCUUGCACAGCUUGCAAUGUUAUGACAACAACACCAGACGUCCCUUUUUUUCCAAGUUACUUGGGUGUUAAUUCGGCGGUGUUCGGGUCCGCGUUCCUUUUUAGUUGCAGUGACAUACGUUCUUGUUUUGCAGGCAUCUCAGAUGACCGCUGAUAGAUACGCGUCCGCAGAAAGCUUUCACAAGCUAGCAAUGGCCUAUGCGCCCGUCCCGGACCUCCACAUAAUGUGGUUACUGCAUUUAUGCGACGCGCAUCAGGAGAUGCAGUCCUGGGCUGAAGCCGCUCAGUGCGCAGUAGCGGUCGCCGGAGUAAUCAUGCAGGUUGACUUGACCUGGUUGCGGGGGAUGAAAUUCAGACUAGUCGUGACAUUUUUUUUUUGCUUCUCUCUAAAAUCCCUUAUUUGUUGCAGGCUCUUGUUGGAAGGAACGAUGCCGUCUGGAGCGGAGACCACGUGGCCUCCUUGCGUAAGAUAUGCCCCAUGGUCAGUGACUCCAUUAUUGCCGAGGCUUCUGCUGCCGAGGUAGAAGGCUACGGGGCAUCCAAGCUCACCGUGGACUCCGCGGUCAAGUACCUGCAGCUCGCGAAUAAGCUGUUUUCCCAGGCGGAGCUCUACCAUUUCUGCGCCGGCAUCCUGGAGCUCAUAAUCCCCGUCUACAAGAGCAGGAGAUCGUUCGGGCAGCUCGCCAAAUGCCACACGUCCCUUACCAACGUCUACGAGUCGAUCCUCGAGCAGGAGGCCAGCCCGAUCCCGUUCAUCGACGCCACUUACUACCGGGUCGGAUUCUACGGGGAGCGAUUCGGGAAGCUGGACCGAAAGGAGUACGUUUACAGAGAACCGCGGGACGUGCGACUGGGCGACAUAAUGGAGAAGCUUAGUCACAUCUACGAGGCCAAGAUGGACGGGAACCACACCCUCCACAUCAUACCAGACUCCAGGCAAGUGAACGCCGAGGACCUGCAGCCUGGCGUCUGCUACCUGCAGAUAACAGCGGUGGAUCCCGUUAUGGAGGACGAGGACCUGGGAAGCCGACGAGAGAGGAUAUUCUCUCUCUCGACCGGCAGUGUGCAUGCCCGCGUCUUCAACCGCUUCCUCUUCGACACUCCAUUCACGAAAAAUGGCAAGACGCAGGGGGGCCUGGAGGAUCAGUGGAAGCGCCGCACCGUCCUUCAGACGGAGGGGUCGUUCCCCGCGCUGGUGAACCGGCUUUUGGUGACCAAAUCCGAGUCCCUGGAGUUCUCUCCGGUUGAGAAUGCCAUCGGCAUGAUUGAGACCCGGACCGCCGCACUAAGGAACGAGCUCGAAGAACCUCGCAGCUCAGAAGGCGACCAGCUGCCGAGGCUCCAAAGUCUUCAGAGAAUUCUCCAAGGCAGCGUGGCUGUUCAGGUACUUAUCAUCUUCAUCUUCGUUAAACCUCUGGGGAAAUCUAAUCUUUUUGAGAAUGCAGCCUUUUGGAGGUUUCUUCUCUGACCCGAGACUUCUUCCGACUUCCUAUAACGCCUCUGUUAUACUUUACAGGUAAACAGUGGUGUCCUCAGUGUAUGCACGGCCUUCCUUUCCGGCGAGCCGGCAACCAGGCUUCGAUCUCAGGAGCUGCAACAGCUUAUCGCUGCGCUCCUGGAGUUCAUGGCUGUCUGCAAGCGUGCAAUACGGGUCCAUUUCCGACUUAUCGGGGAAGAAGACCAAGACUUCCACACGCAGCUCGUGAAUGGGUUCCAGUCCCUCACAGCUGAGCUUUCCCACUACAUCCCCGCCAUACUCUCCGAGCUUUGA